This is a messenger RNA of Aspergillus aculeatus ATCC 16872, 1155 nucleotides long. RefSeq lists its product as uncharacterized. The coding region runs from base 1 to 1155 and encodes 384 amino acids. The record is from RefSeq and is a predicted model, not a curated record. Gene Ontology annotation, molecular function: protein binding. The transcript has 2 exons. Lineage: Eukaryota; Fungi; Ascomycota; Eurotiomycetes; Eurotiales; Aspergillaceae.
AUGGACAUCUUGUUAUCUGUUCCAGCCUUGAGCGACACUCUGAGAGGCCUGCUGAAGAAGCGAUGCCUCAAGUGGGCUCUUCCCUCCAAGAAGUAUUACGAGCAAUUCACUAGGGUUGACGAGAAGGGGUUGCCACAUAGAAUUUACUCGAAUUGGCCCAUCGAUCACAGACGCGAAAGUAUACCACAGCCCUUUGUACAGGCGAUCAUUCGCGGCCAUUAUCAAGUCGUGCAGAAUGUGCUGGAUGCUGGCGUCCACCCCCACAGAAACUACGAUCUCUGUGGAAAUUCAUUCUGGCAUAUUGCUGUGCGAACCCGAAACCUCCAAAUGAUCCAGAUCUUUCUCUCCCACCCGGAGAUUGACGUCAAUCAGAAAACGUGGACGGGGGACCGGGCAUUAGACAUGCUGAGCCCGGAACAACGGCGGUAUCUGUCAGACGAUUAUCCAGCCCUUGGGAGGAUCAUACAUUCACGAGUCACCGAUAAUCCCUGGCCGGCCACUGUGUGGGGGGAUCAGAGGGUCAUUCGGCUUCUGCUCGAGAAGAGUGCAGUGUUUUCCUCGGCCGAUUGCUUCCUCUAUCUGGUCCGGCGCCCGGGCGGGCCGGACCUUCUCAGAUGGGCAAUCCGAAAUGGCCUGUACAAGGAUGGCAGCACUACGGACUGGUAUACGCUGUGCAAACAUAUCACACGCUGUAUUCAAAAGCUCUCGGUGAACAUUUUGGAUGUCAUAGUGCAAGAAAUCCCAGAGGUGCUGUCGAUGCCCGGGCUCGGAUUGAUCCAGGAUGCACUUGGACAAACCCCAUCCCCGUACUGUAAACACGCAUCCCCAAAAUUCGCUGCGUACAUGAUACGAAAGGGAUUCCGCCUUAAGCUGGGUUAUCAUUGGGACAGAAAAGAAUACCCCGAGUUGGCGUUUGUUCUUGGUAAACUGGAACCGAAUCCUAAAUUCUAUGUCUCGAAAGUCUUGCCCCGGAACGUCUGGAGGAAAUGGGCCUCGCUUGCUGAGCUGCUGCUAGAGCGGCCUGAGUUGCAGAAAGAUGGCUUUGAGGCAUGGAGGGACCCGGACUUGAUUCUAAGAAGCCCACUUCGGGUGGCUCUGGUUGCCAGAAACUGGAGCGAGAUCCGAGCUUUACUCAAGGCAGGCCCUGAUCCUUGA